UUAGACGGGACCCCGCGCAAGUCAUUCUUAACAUUAACGGCGAUUAAGAAUAUUGUUACCAGCAGUUGAGGUAUUCUGACUCUUGUAAAGGAACAACAUGGUCUCUGUUUUCAUCAUUGGUAUAACUUGUUUGAUGACAUGCUUUUCAGGUCUGUCAAAUGGACAAUGUAACAUGGCAGAAGUCUUGCAAUGUUAUACCGGUGGACAACUGCCGAACAAUAUGACAGAUCUUCAGACUGCAUGCACAUCUGUGAGCCAGGUGUUGUCCUGUCUUAACCCAUAUCUUGGUUCCUGUACAUCCGAUUCAAACUUUCAGCAGAUGAUGGCUAACCUUACUUUGAUUUCAGCUGUUUGUGCUGCUGGAUCUAAUUGCAGCAUUCAACAGUGCUACACUGACGCUGGAAUAGAUAUGAAUAGCAAUGGAGACAUGGCAUCAAAUGUGUCCUGCGAGAAAUUUCGUUCAAUUCAGAGUUGCUUUGAAAGUAUUAGAAGUGCAUGCGCCGGAAACUUCCUCUACACUAUGGCCCAGACCUUUCUCCAGCAAGCGGAAGCAUUGUGUGGUGGUUCUGGCGGCUGUGAUCUACUGCAAUGUUUUUCUGGCGCUGGAUCAGAUAUAAGUAUUUUGAACAAUGAUCCUAGGAACAUGAGCUGUGGAAACUUUGUAGCGGUGUAUCCCUGUCUUCUGAACCAAAAAAGCGCAUGUGCAGGAAACAUGAUGUACACUCUCUUUGAGAGCUAUUUUCCAGAUUAUGAAGGCAGAUGUGGACAACAAGGUCCUCGAGAUGUUGGGAACUCGGCAAUUCCGGAUCUCUGGAUUCUACUCCCAGUUGUACUUAAGUUGCUAGCGGUCAUUGCUUCCUAAAAUCAAAUUAUCUUUUCUUCGUACAGAACAUUCCAAAAAUUUGCAAAUAACAUUUGUCAGAAUCAAGACAAAACAAGCCAUUCUCUUCAUUGCAAGUCUUAUCCCAUCAUGGAUUGAGGUGUUACAUGGAUUCGGGUCUAUAUUAUAUUACACAUUAAAAGCCUUCGACAGAAAAAUUGAGAAAAAAGGUGGUAUAAGCUUGAAAAAAUCCAAAAAGGGAAAAAGAACAAAAACAUACAUUUCUGCUUUGAAAUCGUUUGUAAAUAUGUUUGUAAAUAUAUGUACAUGUAUGUAAUUAUGUAUGCUUGUAUGAUUGUGUAUUUGAUAAGUCAAGUCAGGUUUGUACUGAUUAAAGAAUUUUUGAUUGU
Molecule: messenger RNA, 1230 nt
Organism: Saccostrea echinata
Lineage: Eukaryota; Metazoa; Mollusca; Bivalvia; Ostreida; Ostreidae
Exons: 8
Coding region: 98-862 (254 amino acids)
Source: RefSeq, a predicted model, not a curated record